UAAAUUGUUUGAGUCUACAUCUCUUCCUUUACACCUAAUUCAAUUAAAACUUUCCUCACCAAAUUUUCCUUCUCGUUUCUCACCUAAGCUUUAUAUAUAUAUAUUUUCCUUUUUUUCUCUCCAUCCAAACAAACCUUUCCGUUUUUAGGUUAUUCGAGUGAUGGAAUCGGAAGACGAUAUGAUUGAUGACUCGGUUUCCAUGGAAGAUGAUUUCUACAGCGGCGAUUUGAGCUGUUGUUACGACGACGACCCCAAUGAUAACGAUAACGAUUAUUACUUCGACGAUGACAAUGAUUACGGCUUACUUGAAGAUGACGACGAUGAUGAUCAAGAUGCCAUCGUUUCUCGUCGCCCUCAGCUAAGUUAUACUGUUUUGAAGGAAGCAGAUAUAAAACAACGACAGGAGGAUGAUAUUUCUAAGGUUUCUACUGUUCUUUCAAUAUCAAGAGUUGAUGCAACCAUUUUGCUCCGAUACUAUAAUUGGAGUGUCAGUAAAGUGCAUGAUGAAUGGUUUGCUGAUGAAGGAAGAGUACGGCAAUCUGUUGGAUUGUUGGAGAGACCAACUGUUCAAGCGUCCAAUGCUAAAGAACUUACUUGUGGGAUCUGUUUUGAAUCUUUCCUGCGUGACAACAUUACUUCAGUUGCUUGUGGUCAUCCCUUUUGCCUUUCUUGCUGGCGAGGUUACAUUUCCACGACCAUUUAUGAUGGUCCUGGAUGUUUAUCACUUAGGUGUCCAGAUCCAUCUUGUAAUGCUGCUGUUGGCAAAGAUAUGAUCGAUAAAUUGGCAACUUCAGAAGAAAAAGAAAAAUAUUCUCGUUACCUACUUAGGUCUUAUGUUGAAGACAACAGGAAGACCAAGUGGUGUCCUGCUCCGGGGUGUGAAUAUGCUGUUGAUUUUACCGUUGGCAGUGGAAAUUUUGAUGUCUCCUGCAACUGCGCAUUUAGCUUUUGUUGGAAUUGUACUGAAGAAGCUCAUCGCCCUGUUGACUGCGAGACUGUGGCAAAGUGGAUUUUGAAGAAUAGUGCAGAGUCAGAAAACAUGAACUGGAUACUAGCUAACUCCAAGCCUUGCCCCAAAUGCAAGCGGCCAAUUGAAAAGAACCAAGGGUGUAUGCACAUGACAUGUACACCGCCUUGUAAAUUUGAGUUUUGCUGGUUAUGCCUUGGUGCAUGGGCAGAACAUGGUGAGAGAACUGGUGGUUUCUAUGCUUGUAAUCGUUAUGAAGCUGCUAAGCAAGAGGGUGUGUAUGAUGAGGCUGAAAGAAGGCGAGAAAUGGCAAAGAACUCCUUGGAGAAAUACACCCAUUAUUAUGAACGUUGGGCAAGCAAUCAAUUGUCAAGACAGAAGGCUCUUGCAGAUUUACAUCAAAUGCAAACCGUGCAUCUUGAGAAGCUUAGUGACUUGCAAUGCACUCCCGAGUCUCAACUUAAGUUUAUAACAGAAGCAUGGCUUCAGAUAGUUGAAUGUAGACGAGUUCUCAAAUGGACUUAUGCAUAUGGAUAUUACCUUCCAGAGCAUGAGCAUGCUAAGAGACAGUUUUUUGAGUACCUUCAAGGGGAGGCGGAGUCAGGCUUGGAAAGGCUUCAUCAGUGUGCUGAGAAGGAAUUAAAUAAAUUUGUUACCGGUGAUGGCCCAUCAAAGGAGUUUGAUGACUUUCGUGCAAAGUUAGCUGGGCUAACUAGUGUGACAAAAAAUUACUUUGAGAAUUUGGUUAGAGCACUUGAGAAUGGCCUGGCAGAUGUCGAUUCCCAGGCUGCAGCUGCCUGCAGUAAGACAACGAGCUCGAAAAAUACGGGUGGGACUAGCAAGACAAGAGGGGGCAGGGGAAAAGGGAGUUCUAAAUCUGGUGGUUCCGGCAGAAAUGUAGAUGAUACAAGUAAUUAGUCUUGUAACCCUGCUCUCCCUUCUAGUUUCCACAUUCCAUAAAUUGUUGGUGUGCGAAAAAUACAAAAGUCUAUUUGUCGGUGGAGCCUACUGUAUAACGCAAGUGUGCUCUUUUGAUGUAUAUAUCGAUAUCUAUAUCUAUAUCUAUAUCUAUAUAAUAUAUGUACACAUACAUAUACACGACAUAUUACCAUAUAUAUAACCUGCCAACUUGCUUUUCUUCUUGA
Molecule: messenger RNA, 2112 nt
Organism: Gossypium arboreum
Lineage: Eukaryota; Viridiplantae; Streptophyta; Magnoliopsida; Malvales; Malvaceae
Product: probable E3 ubiquitin-protein ligase ARI7
Exons: 15
Coding region: 161-1885 (574 amino acids)
Biological process (GO): ubiquitin-dependent protein catabolic process; protein polyubiquitination; positive regulation of proteasomal ubiquitin-dependent protein catabolic process
Cellular component (GO): cytoplasm; ubiquitin ligase complex
Molecular function (GO): ubiquitin conjugating enzyme binding; ubiquitin protein ligase activity; zinc ion binding
Source: RefSeq, a predicted model, not a curated record